UAGACCUGGACAAGAAGGAGAGGAGGAAGGUCCUACCUAUAUCAUUACGGCGUCCCUCUUCAGUCGAGAAAGUGGAAGGGAGUAUAUAAGGGAGCGGUUCCUUCCACAGAGCAACAAGUCGUUCUUGGAUCGCCUCUCGAGCAACAUGAAGUCCGUCAUCCUCGCCUGCCUAGCCGCCGUGGCCGUAGCUGCCCCCCAGUUCGGGCAGCCCCAGCAGCAGUUCUUCCAGGGUCCCCCCGUGGCCAUCUUGAGGGACGAGCGCCAGGAUCAGGGCAACGGCGAAUUCGCUUACACCUUCGAGGCUGACAACGGCAUCAGCGAAUCGAGGAGGGGUUAUCUCGGGGCCUUUGGGCAGUCCAACAUGGAGGGAUCCUUCAGGUUCCCUCUCCCCGACGGCUCCUUCGCCGAGGUCCGCUACAUCGCUGACGAAAACGGCUUCCGCGCCGAGUCCCCACUAAUCCCCACCCCCCACCCACUCCCCGCCCACGCCAUCGAGCAGAUCCGCUUCGCUGAGGAGCAGCGCGCCCGCGGGAUUACUUUCGACGAUUACUAAGCCCUGAUGACCUCCUGUAGUAAUCCCUCGCUCGAUUUCACGGACAGAUUUUCAAUGGAACCUCGACUCACGAUUCUCAAGUGGAUUUCUUCGUGUAUUCUGUGAAUGCGCGAUUUAUUCUGUAUCUUCGUCUCCGAAUUAUUGUUUUUUCUGUUUUUCCUCCGUGUUUUUUUAUAUAUAUGUUGCCAAUGAUGGGGAGUACCUGUAUGGAAAACGUUUAUAAAUAUAAAAAAUAAUAAUAAAAAUAAAA
Macrobrachium nipponense is the source of this 803-nucleotide messenger RNA. RefSeq names its product cuticle protein AM1199-like. The transcript has 3 exons. The record is from RefSeq and is a predicted model, not a curated record. Gene Ontology annotation, cellular component: chitin-based extracellular matrix. The coding region runs from base 146 to 553 and encodes 135 amino acids. NCBI's taxonomy places the organism in Eukaryota, Metazoa, Arthropoda, Malacostraca, Decapoda, Palaemonidae. Gene Ontology annotation, molecular function: structural constituent of chitin-based larval cuticle.